GGAAGCGGAAGCGGCGGAAGUUGAAGGGGCGGAAAGCGGAAGUGAUAACGGCGUCCGGGCCGGGCGGGGGUGACCAUGGCGGCGGGCGGGGAGGAGGGCUGCGAACACUACCGGCGGGGCUGCCUGCUGCGGGCGCCGUGCUGCGGGAAGCUCUACGCCUGCCGGCUGUGCCACGAUGGCGCCGAGGGGCACCGCUUGGACCGCUUCCGUGUGGCCGAGGUGCAGUGCACCCGCUGCCGCCUCCUGCAGAAGGCCCAGCAGCACUGCGAGGGCUGCCGCAACCUCUUCGGGGAGUAUUACUGCGACAUCUGCCACCUCUUCGACCGCGACAAGAAGCAGUACCACUGCGCCGAGUGCGGGAUCUGCAGGAUUGGGCCGAAGGAGGAUUUUUUCCACUGUUCAAAGUGCAAUUUAUGCCUAAGCUUGAGUCUGCGGGGGAAGCACAAGUGUAUUGAAAACGUCUCCAGGCAGGACUGUCCAAUAUGUUUGGAGGACAUUCACACAUCUCGCGUUGGAGCUCACGUUCUGCCGUGCGGUCACCUUCUUCACAGAACGUGUUACGAGGAUAUGCUAAAAGAAGGUUACAGGUGUCCUUUGUGCAUGCACUCGGCUUUAGAUAUGACAAGGUACUGGCGUCAGCUGGAUGACGAAGUGGCGCAAACUCCUAUGCCCACAGAGUAUCAGAACAUGAUGGUGGAGAUCCUUUGCAACGACUGCAAUGCCCGCUCUACGGUGCAGUUCCAUCUCCUAGGCAUGAAAUGCAAAAACUGUGAAUCAUACAACACCGCCCAAGAUGGAAAAUGCCGGCUGCCUCUGGAGGAGCAGUGACCGAGAUACCCGCUGCCUACGGCCGCGCGUGGACGACUCUGCCACGGAAGAGACUUAUCUAUUUAAAGGAAAAAAAAAAAACAAAAAAAACCAACAAACCCACCCACUUGUCAGUAAAAAAUCUAUUCCAACUUUUUACAACACCGGUGAAAUGGUUACCAGGUUUAAUUAACGCGGGUGCAAAGGAGUUUUGCUAAUUGUGCCCCACUGCCUAGUACCUGGGGCACAGAGCGGUCGGGCCCUUGGGGGACAAUCCCCCCAGCGAGCAGGGUGAUGCCCGCUGAAGGCUGCUUUCCAGAGAGAACAGCGUUCCUUUAAAAGAGCCGUUUACUAGCGGAAUAACUAAUGAGACGCAGAAUGAGGCGUGAUGAGCAGCUGAUGCGGCAGAAGAUGUUUCGGGGCAGCUGAAGGUUGCGAGCGCGCCGGGCGGUGGAGGUAGAGCUGUGCUGGCUGCAGCUGUUGGGGGAAAAUUGGUAGCUUUGAGAGCAGCCUUUUUACAUAAAGCUGACGUCUGCGAAGUCUUACUUGGGUACCUUUUGUUCCUUUUAAACGAUGUGUUCAUUCCAGGGCCUCGGAGCCGUCGGUGUAAGCGGCUGGAGAGCGCGAGCUCGCGGAAAUCGCACCUUUCCUCGAUUUGUGGGUGCGCGCGGCGUGCGCACAGAAUUCCCUUCAAAACAAGGCUGUCCUGCUUGCCUACGCGCGAUGAACGGCCUAAAAAUCCAGCCUUCUCCCCAGGACACCCAUCCAACCUGCUGUCUCACAUUCCUUUGCCGGCCGCGCUCGCCUUUACACCCAUUUCUUCCUCAUUUUGCGUUCUUUGGUUACGGGGGCCAAGGUGUAGGGUUUUUAGACGCGCGCGUAGCAUGGUGUUUCGAUGAAGUACGCUAAGCGAAGCACGUGUCGUCGUCUUGUCGGGAUUGUCGUCAAAUUGGGCUGAGCCCGAGGUGUUUGCUAAAGCAGCAGCACUCGAGUAGUGCCAGGGACCAAUUUUAUGUGGCUUUUGGGGGUUGUGUGGGGUUUUUUUUUGUUUUUUUUUAAUGGUAUCCGGAGAGAGAAUGGAGGAGUGCUUUUUAAAACAUAAAAAAAAUCCCAACAAACCUUCCCCCCCCUGCCGCUUCCUCACGUAACACCCUGCCCAAGGUGUUUCGCAGCCUAAAUAUUACAGAAUGUUACGGAAAGCUCUUAGUUUCAGAGAAUUUCAGAACAUGCAAAUAGUGUUCAAUAGCGAAAUAAAAUAUAAAAAUAAGCCCAGUUAUUCUUCACCGUACAACUACUUGAUUUUAAUUUGUUCUACCGUAAAACAGCUGCUUUUCUUCUUAAUCUGGCAGUGCCCUUUAUGUAUGAAAUACCGGGACUGGGACGAUACUGUUACUGUAGCUUGCCUUUACUGCAGUAUCUUUUUUCUGAAGCGCUUUUCUCACUGCUAUAAAUAAACGAACGUAAAAUAACGUCUCUAUUAAAAUAAACAAAUUACACUCUG
Chroicocephalus ridibundus (black-headed gull) is the source of this 2308-nucleotide messenger RNA. It is a transcript of the gene RCHY1, whose product is annotated as ring finger and CHY zinc finger domain containing 1. Lineage: Eukaryota; Metazoa; Chordata; Aves; Charadriiformes; Laridae. Gene Ontology annotation, molecular function: zinc ion binding. The transcript has 9 exons. The record is from RefSeq and is a predicted model, not a curated record. Bases 76 to 828 code for a protein of 250 amino acids.